Messenger RNA from Vanderwaltozyma polyspora DSM 70294, 2601 nucleotides. It is a transcript of the gene SUL2, whose product is annotated as sulfate permease. Gene Ontology annotation, cellular component: membrane. The coding region runs from base 1 to 2601 and encodes 866 amino acids. Gene Ontology annotation, molecular function: secondary active sulfate transmembrane transporter activity. NCBI's taxonomy places the organism in Eukaryota, Fungi, Ascomycota, Saccharomycetes, Saccharomycetales, Saccharomycetaceae. Gene Ontology annotation, biological process: transmembrane transport. The record is from RefSeq and is a predicted model, not a curated record. The transcript has a single exon.
AUGAGUUUCGAUUUAGACGAUUUGGAAGAUUUGGAAUUAGAAUAUAAUCAAUACAAAACGGUAGAGGAGCAGGGCAAUUCUGAUGUUGGUGAUAGUAGUGGUAACGAUGAUUUAGGGAAUGCAGGAGACGGGUUAACAAAAGAUUCUAAAUUUGUUUUCGAAAAAGACUUGGGUUAUACUGAUGAUUCAAAUGAAUUGACAAGGGAAUCAUUCCUAAAUUCUUCGGAAAAUGUUCCAAGAUAUAUAGAAGAAACUGUCACUUUAAAAGAGUACUAUAACCACUCUAUAAGACAUUAUCUAACUUUUAAAUCAUUCGGCAAUUACUUGAUCUCAAUAUUCCCAAUUAUCAAGUGGUUACCUUUUUAUAAUUAUAAAUGGCUUAUAUCAGAUUUAAUCGCUGGUAUUACUAUAGGUUGUGUCUUAGUUCCACAAUCAAUGUCAUAUGCCCAAAUUGCAACUCUACCCCCACAAUAUGGAUUAUAUUCUUCUUUCGUAGGUGCUUACACGUAUUCUUUGUUCGCAACUUCAAAAGAUGUCUGUAUUGGCCCUGUCGCUGUCAUGUCUCUGCAGACUGCAAAAGUUAUACAGCAUGUCAAUUCUAGUUUAACUGAGGAACAGAAAACUUAUAUAACUGCUCCAUUGAUUGCAACUACGUUGGCUUUAUUAUGUGGUAUCAUCUCUGCUGGUGUAGGAUUACUGCGUUUAGGUUUCUUAGUUGAACUGAUCUCUUUAAAUGCAGUGACAGGUUUCAUGACUGGUUCCGCAUUAAACAUUAUUUCAGGUCAGGUCCCUGCUUUAAUGGGUUAUGCUAGUGAAGUAAACACUAGAGAAGCAACAUAUAAGGUCAUUAUUAACACUUUAAAACAUUUGCCAGAUACAAAAAUAGAUGCAAUUUUCGGUUUGAUACCUUUGGUUAUUCUGUAUUUUUGGAAAUGGUGGUUCUCGUCAAUGGGACCAAAAUUGGUCGAUAGAUACUAUCCUAAUUCCAAAUAUAAAAAAUAUAUUAAAGCUUUCUAUUUCUAUGGUAAUGCAAUGAGAAGUGGUAUUAUUAUAAUUGUAAUGACAUCUAUCUCUUGGUCAGUUACUAGGGGGAAAUCAAAAAGUGAAAGACCAAUUUCUAUUUUAGGUACCGUUCCUUCAGGUCUACAAGAAGUUGGGGUGUUCACUCCUCCAAAUGGUCUGCUUGCAAAAGUUGCCCCAGAACUGCCAUCUUCUAUCAUUGUAUUAUUAUUAGAACAUAUUGCCAUUGCAAAGUCGUUUGGUAGAGUUAACGAUUAUAAAGUUGUUCCGGAUCAAGAAUUAAUUGCCAUUGGCAUUUCUAAUUUAAUUGGGACAUUCUUUAAUUCAUACCCAGUGACAGGUUCAUUCUCAAGAUCUGCUUUGAAGGCGAAAUGUAAUGUCAAGACUCCAUUAUCUGGUAUAUUUACUGGGUCUUGUGUCUUAUUAGCAUUAUAUUGUUUAACUGGUGCUUUUUUCUAUAUUCCAAAGGCUACUUUAUCUGCUGUCAUUAUUCAUGCCGUCUCAGAUUUAGUUGCAUCUUAUAAGACUACUUGGAGUUUUUGGAAAAUGAACCCAUUGGACUUUAUUUGUUUUAUCACAACAGUUUUUAUCACAGUUUUUGCAUCUAUUGAAGAUGGUAUAUAUUUUACAAUGUGUUGGUCUGCUGCAAUACUAUUAUUCAAAGUUGCAUUCCCUGCAGGUAAAUUUUUAGGAUAUGUUAAAAUUGCAGAAAUAGUGAAUCCUGAAAUUGUUGAUUCUGAUUAUCUAGUUGAGAAGGCAGAGACUUCUGUCCAAUAUUCAACAGUUCUUAUGAAUCCUGAGAAGGGAGAACUAAGUUAUCUAUCAUCUAAAUCGUCUGAGUCACAGCUCAAGUAUCAUAUUAAGUGGAUUCCUUACGAUCAUGCAUACACAAAGGAAAUGAACCCUAACGUGGAAGUUACACCUCCACCUGAUGGUGUAAUAGUCUAUAGAUUGACUGAAAGCUUUACAUAUAUUAAUUGUUCAAGAAACUAUGAAACUUUAUAUGAUAAAGUAAAAGAACUUACAAGGCCAGGCCAAUUAAUGACACAUAUAAAAAAAUCAGAUAGGCCAUGGAAUGAUCCUGGUGAUUGGAAACCGCCAAAGUUUUUAAAGAAUAUAAUUAAUUGGAGAAAAAAUAAAAAUAAAGACGAUGAGCCAACAACCUUUGAUAAUAAAGUUGUUGAUACUAGACCAAUUUUGAAGAUUAUAUGUCUAGAUUUUUCACAAGUUGCACAAACCGAUUCAACAGCAUUACAAUCGUUACUGGACUUGAGAAGAGCAAUCAACAAGUAUGCAGAUAGACAAGUAGAAUUCCAUUUUAGUGGGAUACUAUCGCCAUGGGUGAAAAAGGGAUUAGUCAACUUAGGAUUUGGUACAGUAAAUAAAGAAUAUAGUGAUGAAUCAAUAAUAAUUGGACAUACAAGCUACCAUGUAGUUAAAACUGAAGAUCUGGAAAAUAAUCCAAUGACCACGGUAGAAGAACCAAAUCAAAAUUCAUCAUAUUAUAUACAUGCAGGUACUGGUACCAACUUCCCAUUUUUUCAUAUCGAAAUACCAGAUUUUUCAAAAUGGAACAUUUAA